Molecule: messenger RNA, 1878 nt
Organism: Medioppia subpectinata
Lineage: Eukaryota; Metazoa; Arthropoda; Arachnida; Sarcoptiformes; Oppiidae
Source: the annotation of a GenBank genome assembly
AAAAAGACAAUAUUUUUUGUCAUUUAAUUGAAUUUAUUUUUUAUUUACAAUUAAUUGUAAUUCAAUUGAAAUCCAAAACAAAUAAUUGAUUUAUUAAUUGAUUGUUAGAAAGCAUUGAAAGGCAAAUAGUAUUGAAUUUAUUGUUGAUUUUUUGGUCAAAGAUUUUGUUGUUUUCAUUCAAACCCGAAACCAAUUAUCAUUGGAUUGUCUUCAAUGGCGAGAACCGCUGAAGAGGUGAAGACAUUGGCCAACGAGUACUUCAACCGCAAAGAGUACGACAGAGCCAUCGAGUUGUACACCGAAGCCAUCGAAUUGGACGCAACGAUUGCCACCUAUUAUGGGAACCGAUCCAUCGCUUACCUCAAGAAGGAGUUCUACGGCUACGCGUUGACCGACGCCUCCAAAGCCAUCGAUUUGGACAAGAAUUACAUCAAAGGCUACUACAGACGAGCGGCCGCUCAGAUGGCUCUCAACCGAUUCAAACAAGCCGUCAGAGACUUGGAGACUGUCGUCAAAUACCGGCCCAACGAUACCGACGCCAAGAAUAAGUACAACGAGUGCCUGAAGAUUGUCAAGCGAUUGGCUUUUGAAAGAGCGAUAGCCGUGGAUGAGGUGAAGAAGUCGGUGUCAGAAUCCAUAGACUUGGAGUCGAUGUCCAUUAGCGACGACUACGACGGACCACAGCUGACGGACGGAAAGGUUACCAAAGAGUUUAUGAUAGAACUGAUGGACUACUUCCGCGAUCGCCAGAAACUGCACCGCAAAUACGCCUAUAAAAUGAUAUUAGAUGUGAGACAACUGUUCGCCAAAGACGACACUUUGGUGGACAUCCAGAUCUCGUCGGACCAGAAGUUCACGGUUUGCGGUGACAUUCACGGCCAGUUCUACGACCUCUUGAAUAUAUUCAAACUCAACGGACUUCCCAAUGAAGACAAUCCCUACUUAUUCAACGGUGAUUUCGUGGACAGAGGCUCCUUCUCUCUCGAAUGCAUUCUAACGCUAAUCGGUUUUAAGCUCUUAUACCCCAAACACUUCUUCAUGUCGAGGGGUAAUCACGAAAGUCAGACAAUGAACCAAAUGUAUGGCUUCGAGGGCGAAGUCAAAGCCAAAUACACGUCACAAAUGUACGAAUUGUUUGCCGAAGUGUUCAAUCUGUUACCACUGGCCCACUGUAUCAACAGUAAAGUGCUGGUAAUGCACGGCGGACUCUUCAACUCAGACACCAUCACUUUGGACCAAAUACGGACAACCGAUCGCAAUAGACAACCACCCGAUGAGGGCAUUAUGUGUGACAUUCUCUGGUCAGAUCCGAUGCCAGCCAAAGGUCGCGCUCCCAGCAAACGAGGCGUUGGCGUCCAGUUUGGACCCGACGUGACCGACAACUUCUGCAAACUUAAUCAACUCGAUUACAUCAUUCGCAGCCAUGAAGUGAAACCCGACGGAUACGAAGAAGCACACUCUGGUAAAUGCAUAACAGUAUUCUCUGCGCCCAACUAUUGCGAUACAAUGGGAAACAAAGGGGCGUUCAUAACGAUGAAGGGAUCGGAUCUGCGGCCCAAAUUCACCACAUAUGAAGAAGUGCCUCAUCCCAACGUCAAGCCCAUGGCCUACGCUAACAGUCUCUUCUCAUUCAUGUGACCAUAAGAUUCACUUAAGACAACAUUUAAAAGCAAAUAAAUACCCAAUUAAUAACAAUUCAAACAAUAGGAACAAAUGUCUAGAUUUUCUACAGAUUUUAAAACAUUUAUCGUUAAUAUUUGAGAAAAUGUGAUACAAAAAGAGGAUUAUUUGAAAUGAUUUUUUAUAUUAAUUUAAAAUUCACUACAACUUUGAGUCCAUCAAUAUUUCAUUGAAAGCAAAUUUCUUUAAAAUGAACGC